AUGUCCGAUCAGCAAAUGAACCCUGCAGACGGAUCAACAGGCUCCAACAAGCGCAAGCGUGAAAUGAUGGACGCCGGCGACGGACAGCGUAUGACACGCUCUGCGCAUGGGCAAAACUCCAAUGGAAAUCUCCAUGGAUACGAAACCCAUGGUCUGCCCACAAACACGACUGAGCUCAGCCAAAUCGAUCAACAGCUAUUACAGCAUGUGGGAAAUCAGAAUGGAGUGCCUGACGACAACGCCAUGACGGCCAAGGCUGCUUUGGCCGCGCACAGCCCACAAUCCAAAUACCCUCCGCCAGACCCAAGCUUCGAGAACAAUGCCGCAAUGGCCCACGGUCUCACGUUCACCGAAGAUGUUAAUCAGGUCCCUAUGACCAACGUACAUGGCCAUUCGACCGCUGCGGCCGUCUAUGCGGCGCGCGAAGCGCAGAACAUUAACCCGAAGCCAACGGUCGGGUCUGCGGAAUGGCAUACUAUUCGCAAGAAUAACCAUAAAGAAGUCGAACGCCGCCGCCGCGAAGCAAUUAAUGAAGGCAUCAACGAAAUUGCCAAGAUGGUCCCUGGCUGCGAAAAGGCCAAGGGCUCCAUCCUCCAGCGGGCAAUCCACUACAUCAGCAAACUCCAAGACGAAGCCAAGGACAUGGCUGCGCGCUGGGAUACGGCCAACAUGACCACCAACCACGCGCUGGCGGAGAUUAGUGCGCAGAACACCAAGUUGAAGGGCGAAGUUAAUCGGCGCGGGGAGGUGGCGAGGAAAUGGAUUCAGAGGUGUAGAGAGGCCGGGCUGGAGUUUGAGGAUUAUGAGAUGGAUGAGAAGGAUUUGGGGCUCUUGGAUGUUGAAGGGGGUGGGGAGCCGCAGCAGGUUGGACCGGUCGGACAGGUCGGACAGGUCGGUGUUGGGCAGGGGCAGGAGUAA
Blastomyces gilchristii SLH14081 is the source of this 918-nucleotide messenger RNA. Its product is annotated as HLH DNA binding protein. The coding region runs from base 1 to 918 and encodes 305 amino acids. Gene Ontology annotation, molecular function: protein dimerization activity; DNA-binding transcription factor activity. NCBI's taxonomy places the organism in Eukaryota, Fungi, Ascomycota, Eurotiomycetes, Onygenales, Ajellomycetaceae. The record is from RefSeq and is a predicted model, not a curated record. The transcript is spliced from 3 exons. Gene Ontology annotation, cellular component: nucleus.